AAAUAGCAAAACAAAUGACGUCAUCCGCCCGCGACAAACUCUUUUCCCCUUCCAGGUAGCAGCAUGAUGGAGGUGUGUGGUUCUGGUAUUGUUAACCUGAGAGAGUUUGGAUGUGAACAGAGUUUACUGUCUCGACCUGAUGGUUCGGCGUCCUUCAUCCAAGGUGACACAAGUGUGUUGGCGGGAGUGUACGGACCAGCUGAGGUCAAAGUCAGCAAGGAGAUCUAUGACCGGGCAACACUGGAGGUGCUGAUCCAGCCCAAAGUGGGACUGCCAGGUGUAAAGGAGCGUUCCCAAGAGCAGUCUGUGCGGGAAACCUGUGAGGCAUCUCUUCUGUUGUCACUUCAUCCUCGCUCCUCCCUCACUCUUGUACUUCAGGUGUUGCAUGAUGAUGGUUCUCUCCUGUCCUGUUGUCUGAAUGCUGCCUGUAUGGCUCUUAUGGAUGCAGGCUUGCCCAUGAGUUGCCUGUUCUGUGGAGUGACUUGUGCCAUUGACACAGCUGGUCAAAUCAUCACAGAUCCCACUGCAACUCAGGAAAAGGAAAGUCGCGCUUUGAUGACCUUUGCUAUUGACAGCACAGAACAUAGAGUUAUGAUGUCAUCAACCAAAGGAUCGUUUUCAGUUCAUGAGCUACAGCAGUGUAUAGCAGUCAGUCAGAAAGCAUCAGAGAAGAUCUUCCAGUUCUACAGAGACUCCGUCAGGCGGCGAUACUCCAAAACCCUCUGAUGAAGAAGCAGCUUUCUUUUUCUAGAGCUUUUGUAAUGAUGCAUACAAAUAUUGAUUUGUAAUAAAAUAGUUAGCACCC
Messenger RNA from Monopterus albus (swamp eel), 805 nucleotides. RefSeq names its product exosome component 5 (gene exosc5). Lineage: Eukaryota; Metazoa; Chordata; Actinopteri; Synbranchiformes; Synbranchidae. Gene Ontology annotation, biological process: nuclear mRNA surveillance; rRNA catabolic process; poly(A)-dependent snoRNA 3'-end processing. The record is from RefSeq and is a predicted model, not a curated record. Gene Ontology annotation, molecular function: RNA binding. The transcript is spliced from 6 exons. The coding region runs from base 64 to 726 and encodes 220 amino acids. Gene Ontology annotation, cellular component: nucleolus; nuclear exosome (RNase complex); cytoplasmic exosome (RNase complex).